Daphnia magna is the source of this 3639-nucleotide messenger RNA. Its product is annotated as solute carrier family 13 member 5. Bases 1684 to 3375 code for a protein of 563 amino acids. The record is from RefSeq and is a predicted model, not a curated record. NCBI's taxonomy places the organism in Eukaryota, Metazoa, Arthropoda, Branchiopoda, Diplostraca, Daphniidae. Gene Ontology annotation, biological process: monoatomic anion transmembrane transport; citrate transport. The transcript is spliced from 17 exons. Gene Ontology annotation, cellular component: membrane. Gene Ontology annotation, molecular function: succinate transmembrane transporter activity; citrate transmembrane transporter activity.
CGUUCGAUAAGGUGGGCUGUUGCUGUAGCCAAACUCUUGUUCUGCCUCUGUGAAAAGUUUCGUUCAAUUGUUAAGAAAAGUUGCGAUUAAAACAGAGGCUUUUUUCUCAAUUAAAUGUAAUCCUGUGUGUGGGUAGCCCCGAUUUCAAGUUUUUUUUUCCAGUUUUAAAGUUCAUUUACAAUAGAAAAGGAUUAAAAAGAACAUAUCGUUUCUUUUCUGUGGCAGCCAUUUCAUACGUAGCUAGUAUAUUGUUUGACGUAAACUCGGCUGUGCAAGGUUGUUAUCACAUUUUACAUGCAACCGUGAGACAUUGGCCAUUGAUUUGAUCUUGUACUGCUCAUCUUCUUGCUUGCUACUUGCCACGUUAUCAUUGGAUGCCACCCACAGUUGGUAUUCACGUUGCUUAAGGAACAUAAUGAAUGUUUUUUUAAAUUUCAGUUACGUCCAAACUCGACGGCUUACUUGAUCAUCGUCUAUUCACAUCUCAAAUGAAGAAGUAGCUGCCUGAGCAUGCCUGCUUCAAUACCUGAGCAAUACGGACGCACAAAUUAUUGGCAGUUUUUUGCAAUACUAACGCAUGUGACGUAACAGCUGCCCGACAAGGAGAGCAAGUAAAAAAACGCACAUCAACCGCACACUAGUGGAAGACUCCAUUGCCGACCGUAUGGAGCUCGCUUGGAAUCCGAAGGAAUGGAAGCCUCCAUGGCUCUUUUACCAGCCGGACCUGUGGUUGAUACAGGGCGCUAGUCGGUGGUAAAAUUUGAUUUUCUAAAGGAGGCCGUGUGUCGGAGACGGAAAAGCUCCUUCUGUCAGGUACAUGGAGCACCAGGUUGACGAACUACAACUUAGUUGAAUGUUGUGCUUUGGCAGCUGCUCAAAUUUUAGGAUUUUCGUAGCUUUGAAAUUGAAUUCGUCCGUUGUAAUGACCACCGACCGGAGUGUCUAGCAAACCUAUUUGAAAUAACCUUGUGAUUCCGCACAAAGCCAACAACGAUGUUGCCCGACUUGUUUAUUUAUGGAAAAACCGAGAAGAGAAAACCGCAUAAUGUGAAGACGGAAGUCUGUUGCGGAAGUAAACGAGUAUCAGUCUAAAUCAAUUGAAAUAUGGCGAACAGUUCCUUCGAUCUUUUUGGUUAGUCGUUCUAUCCUGGCCGGCAAAUCAUCGCUUGAUUAAGCCAAGUAAAGUUAUUCAGGCCAUGGCUAAUAUCAAUGGUUUUUACGGCUCAGAGAUCGGCAUUUUCCUCUUCGCCAUGUGUCCUUUGUUACAUUUCAUUAAAAUAGUUGUCAUUUUCACGCUGCAGUGCUAUUCAUGGACUCUUGGACGAAUCGAGUCCUGAGGUGUAACUUCUGUUGAUUCGUAACAAAAGGUAUUUCAAUUUGAAAAAGUUUGAUUAGCACAACUUUUUUCUUGUGUACACGAAAAACUACUACGUGUUAACUGUUUUAAAUGUCAUUUGUGUCACAUUGGACUUGAGAAUUGAAAUGUGUGGUGAGAAUUGAAAUGUGCGGUCUACGUGUGAAGGUUAUGCUAUGAUUCAGCGAAAUUUUAGCAAAAGAAUAUUGGAAACUAAUCGUUUCCGUUGUCCAUUUUCCUUUCUUUUAGAGCGUUCUGCAGAAUGAUGCAACGUACAGGAAAACCUCGGCGUUCUCAUUCAACUCGUUAAAAAGAAUUAAGAUUGAAAAAUGUUCCAGUUUGUUCGCAAUCACGUUUUACCUAAUUGGAAAUCCAUUAUCGUUGUGUUGGCUCCGCUUCUACUUCUUCCUCUCCCAUUGUCCAGAAUGAAGGAAGCCGAAUGUGGAUACGUCAUUCUGAUUAUGGCUAUUUUCUGGAUGACUGAAGCACUUCCUCUACCCGUCACGAGUUUGAUUCCGGUAGUUGCCUUGCCCCUUUUUGGGAUCAUGGAAACGAGUGAUGUGUCUACUGCUUACAUGAAGGAUACCAAUAUGAUGUUCAUUGGUGGUCUUAUACUGGCUCUGGCUAUUCAAUUUUGCAAUUUGCAUAAAAGAGCCGCUUUGGCUGUACUUCUGCUCGUCGGUGCUAAGCCCAGAUGGCUAUUGGCCGGCUUUAUGGGAACAACAGCGUUUCUGUCGAUGUGGAUCUCCAACACAGCCACGACAGCGAUGAUGGUCCCCAUCGUGGACGCCGUUGCUGCCGAGUUGUACAAGGAAGAUGACGUGGAAAUGGUGAGAUCGCAUUCUCAAUCGACAGUGGCUACCAAUUCUGGUAGUGUCGAAGAGCUAGUCCCAUCUGAGUCGAUAGAAACCGAAAGACAAUUAGCAGCGGUAGAAAAGGAGAAGAGGAGGAAAGUCCGAGCUGGAAUCAUGAUUUCCACAUCAUAUUCAUCAGUCAUCGGUGGAACUGGAUCUCUGAUCGGAUCUUCACCUCAAUUAGCUUUAAAAGGGAUCGUUCAAGAGACUUUCGGAGCGACGGAAAUGAAUUUUGCAAGCUGGAUGGCUUUCACUCUUCCAGGCAUGUUAAUUAACUUGCUCUUCACUUGGAUUUGGCUUCAAGUGAUCUUUAUUGGUUUAUGGAGGGAAACGGACGGAGGAAGAGAUAAAGAAGUAAUCAAAGUGAUCCGUCAAAAGUUCAAAGAUCUCGGCCCAAUGACAUUCCAUGAAAUCGCUGUUCUUGUUCUCUUCAUCCUUUGUGUUGCACUUUGGUUCUUCCGUGACCCAGGAUUCAUGCCCGGCUGGGCACAGCUAUUCGGGAACGCAGAGAAGGUUGAUGACGCAACAGCUGCUAUGCUUAUCGUCGUGUUGCUAUUUAUUAUUCCUGCCAAACCUUCGUUUCGGUGCCAAGAAGAGCAACCAGAAACUGACAGAGGGGCCCACAAACUAAGCCCGGCUCUUUUAGAUUGGAAAUAUGUUCAAGAAAGACUUCCUUGGGGAGUCAUUCUUCUCUUAGGUGGAGGUUAUGCUUUGUCGGAUGCCACUAAAAAAUCUGGGUUAUCUAAUUGGAUUGGUGUGCAAUUGGCUGGCAUGGUAGUUUUGCCUCCAUUCCUCAUUAUGCUAGUUGUUUGUGUUAUCACGGCAACUAUAACCGAAGUUGCAUCUAACACCGCAGUGGCCAACAUAUUUCUCCCGAUUCUCGCGGACACGGCGAUAGCAAUCCGAAUCAAUCCUUUAUACUUCAUGAUACCCGUGACAGCCACUUGCUCGUACGCUUUUAUGCUGCCAGUAUCCACUCCACCAAAUGCGAUUGCAUUCUCCGCGGCUAAAAUGAAGCCAAACGAAAUGAUGAAAGCGGGCUGGUUUAUCAAGUUGGUGUGCGUUUUCGUCAUAUGCGUAACUAUGGAGACGUGGGGUAACGUUGUCUUUGGAAGCAAACACUUUCCAGAAUGGGCCAACGUCACCGCAAUCGCUUCGCGUACUUAGCGCAAUAUCCUGUUUUAUCUAUUUCAACUGAAUUUUUCAAAUUUUCUGAUACGAAAUGGAGUGUUUGAAAGCCAUCUGUUUUCACAUGCGUUUAAAAAACCGAUAUGUUAAGCAAAAACUGUGAUGUGAUGGUCUAAGUUGUUCAACCUGACCAUAACAAUUUUUUGAAGAGACUUUAGCUAAAGCGUUGCGGAGCGACUCACGGUGUUCGUGGAAUAUGUGAUAGCCAAAAUUUGAAAUAAAAUAAAAGAUUGCAAAAAAUUA